AAAAAGGGCUCCAUUUGCAAUACCAAAUUAACCAAAUCGAAAAAUGGCAUUAAAAUCUCUUCUUGUGUUAGGGCUCUUGAUUGGCUGCAUCGCAUUGCCAUGCGCUCAAGCGCAGCUUGGUGGGCUUGGAGGGCUUGGUGGGCUUGGAGGGCUUCUUGGCCCUCUUUUCAGCCUACUUCGAAUCCAAGGCAUUCUCUACUGCACUCCUAAUGGAAACGCCGGCGCCAACGCCACCGCCACCCCGGUUUUCCCUAAUGCUUUGGUGCAGCUGCAGUGUGGUGGAAACGUGGUGUCUUCUGCUACAACAGAUAAUUCGGGUGUAUUUUCCAUGCUGUUGGACCCCAUCAACUUUCUCCUCUCGACGCUCCUCUCCGGCUGCAAGCUCGCCGUGAACACGCCCCUCGCCUCGUGCAACGCCACCUUGCCCUCGCUCGGCGGCCUCGUCUCCGACCUGCAGUUCAUCGGCAGCACUGUGGCCGGACUCUUGAACAUAGGCAAUAUGGGGCCAACCGGUUUCCGGUUCAGUGCUAAUUAAUGUGCCCUAGUGGUGCAUGCCAUGUUACACUAUACAUAUAUAGUAAUGUUGUGUUCCACUAUAUCAAUAAUUCUCACACGAGAUCCUCUAUUCUAGAUCGGUGAUAAGUUUGUUUCUAUGAUUUUAUUGGCUUUUGAGCUAUGCAAGUGUAUUCAUGUUAUACUAUACAUAUAUAGUAAUGUUAUGUUCCACUA
Molecule: messenger RNA, 729 nt
Organism: Salvia miltiorrhiza (redroot sage)
Lineage: Eukaryota; Viridiplantae; Streptophyta; Magnoliopsida; Lamiales; Lamiaceae
Product: phylloplanin-like
Exons: 2
Coding region: 44-535 (163 amino acids)
Source: RefSeq, a predicted model, not a curated record